GCUUCAAGCUUAGCGCUACUCCCGGGCGUUUGUCUGGUGACGGUAUUCUUUUUCUUGUAUUUGUUGUUUAAUUCCUGUAUUUAAUAUACUCUUAGGUGUCUUUCUUAAUCUCCAGUUUUGAACCAUAUUAUGGAAUAAAGAUGUGCUAAGGGGAAUAUAAGGUAGAUAUUCCUAAGGGACUUACCUUUAACACUUCUAUAGAAGUGUUACACUUAUAAGUGUAAAGUAGUCCAUCUGCGACAUGUCGCAGACUACAACUACAACUUGAGAAACUCCUCUCUAGUAGUAUCCCGAGUCGAAAAAGAUUUAGGAGUUCUGGUGUCCUACGAUUUUAAGUCUUACGCUGUGACAAAAAUGUCUUUCGAGUAAACCUUGCACUGGUAACAUUGAAUCGCAUUUUUGGCCAGUUUGACGGAAAGACUUUCUACAUAAUCUUCAGUUUUAUUCGUCCCCAUUUAGAGUAUGGAAACAUAGUAUUUCCUUCCUCACUCCAAAAGAAUAAGAACACUGGAGCGUAUCCAACGGCGAGCCACAAAAUCAUUUCGGGGACUCAAAUUCAAACCUUAUAAAGAGCGCCCUCAAUCACUUAACCUCUACCCAUUGGAAUAUAGACGUCUUAGGGGUGACCUGAUGGCUUACAUUAUCCUUAACACUUCUGGACAUCCUCUUAAACACCUACUUAAGCUUGAUCCCAAUACAAACCUAAGGAGUAACACCCAGAAAUUGGAGAUACAACAUAGCAAAACGGACUGUAAACACAACUUCUACUCCUUAAGAGUUGUCAAAUGCUGGAGUUCGCUGCCGACUGAACUAGCCCAAGCGACUUCCCAGUAGUCCUUUAAGAGGAAACUUGGCCUGUUCUUAAGGACUAAGGAUAAAAUCUUGCUAUGAGUUACCAAUUUCUUUUUUUCCUAAUCUAUUAUAGUUAAUAUACCUAGGUCCUGCCUGGAAGUAUUUGUGAUCCCCUGCUACUAGACACGGAAGCCUGUUAAGCGAAAGCUUCUUCUAUUCCAUCCUCAACCAUUUGAAACUUGCCGAAAUUACAUAUAAAUGUCGUCAUUUUCCGCUGUGGUUAAAGUGUAGCUUUUCGCUUAAAUGCCCUCCUUAAGGAGAAACAUCUCGAAGUUAAUGCCUUAAUGGUUGCCUAAAUGUACACCAACCAGUCUAUUUUUGCCUACAUUUACCAUUGUCAUUUUGCCUCGCGCUAGAAUGUCUUCGACAUUUACUUACUGCUGGAAAAUUUUCUUAGCGCUUGACCUCAUUAUGAAGAGUAAUUCGUGUUUAAGAAGUAAUUUGCAGGUAUUCUAAUCGUAAUCUUAAAAAAUAUCAGGAUUCUGGUGUCUGUUAUACUUUGUAAGUGAGAAGUAUGAUGUUUAUUGAUGUCUAGAAAAUGUGGAACUUAGCUGUGUACAUAGAGUUUAUUUAAUGAGAACGCAUACUAAGAAUAUCUCCUUUUUCAACUAGAGAUUAAUUUAACGUUUUAAGACCGUCUCAUUUUUUCUCAGUACAUCACAUACAUAUGAGAAUGUUGAAGUAUAUGUAAACAUUUGUUUAUUUGAGAAAAGUGAUCAUAUUAAAAUCGGAACAAUAACGUUAAAAUUAAAUGUUCCCAUCUUUAUUGGUAGUCCGCAUUUUCGUCUGGUAAAUUCUGAAGCAAUAACUAUCAACUGUUGUGGUGGGGUUGGAUUUGGAUUUUUAUUACAAUAUGAGGUGUGAUGUUCGAUAAGAAAACGGGAAAAAAGGAUGUUACUUAUAUCAUCAUUCUUUCGUUGCCUUUACGUUUGAUUUGUCUCUCAUAUCAUGAGAGAAAACUGAUAUAAAUUCUAGUAAUUCCUCUUGCUCACACUGACCAAUUCGAACUUUGCUGUUAAUGCUUCUACUUUUAUUAGGUAAACUUGCUGUACCUACCCUAACAUUUGGCUACAUCCAAAUCAGCUGAGUCGUAUGGAUAAUCGAGUUUUCGUUUGAGUGCCGCUCUGCUAAUGAUCAGUAGAAUUAUUGUGCUUACCACAGGCUUCUCACUUUAGGGGGUUAAGUAGUUUCAUCCUGCGAAUUACUUUGUUAAAAGAAGCAACUAAGUGUUUAGUUGGAUAGACAUAAUCUAUGAACAGUUGAUUUUUCUGCACGUAACACCUGAUCAGUACAAGGCUGCACACAUUUAGUAAUAGAUUGGUUUUCAUUCAUAUUGAGUCGAUUUACUAUCGAUAUCAACAAUGUCAGGACGUAUACAGCACGUCUCACUCACUAUCCAUAUGCUUGCCGCGAGGAGUACCUGCUUCUUGACCAAAGCAUUAAUGGAAACAUUUUUUUGUUGUACGUGGGAAGAAUAUGGAGCUAGGAGAUUAGUUUCCGAAUCCUAAGGUUCUAAUAUAUAAAAACGAGAAUAUUACGAAAAGUAUGUAAUGACGGAAUCAUUAAUUCACCGUCAGCAUAGAUUACUGAUGUGCACUUACAUAUUAUAUCACUUACAGAAACCCACACGCACUCAGUAGUUAGUCAUGAUUAAUUUUAUUGUCUAAACGUUUUAAGCGGUUGAAGAGGGUCUACAAAAUAACUUCUUACCGUUCUACGACUAUUGUAUGUUUUACUAAGGCCUAUAAAGAGGUGGGACUGUUUAAAAAAAUGCUUUCAUCUGUUGGGAUGUACGCGAUACAAUUACAGGGAUCCCGUUGGUUCCAUCCUUAAGUUUUAUGAGUAUUGUUCUCUAAGGAUUACUCAUCGCAUUUUUGUUUAUUAUCCAUGUAAACAUUUUCUGAUUCGAGACAAGAUAAUUACCUUUUUGAUCAAGUCAAAAGUGUGACUUAGUUUGAAAAUAUCCAUAUAUUACAAAAACAGGAAUUGUGAUUUUAAAAACUGUUCCUCACUAAGAUAUUCCCUACUUUUAGGUCUGGGUCCUUUAUAUAUCUCAAUAAAGAUGCCAAAGAGUAAGUCCAUUGAAGCACGUCCAAGAAAACGUAGACAAAGUCAAAGAAUUGAGGAGCUUAGCAAUUCAGUUUCUGAGCAUCCUAAACGCGAAGUAAAUCACAUAUCACACCUGUCAGAUGGCUCACGCCACCCAAAACUCAGAAGCCGUGUUAGCCAUGAGCGGUCAUUCCUAACAGACUUUCACAUUGUAAACAAAGUUCCAAAGUGGCUCAUUUUAUCUGUCAUAUAUUUGGGGGUCUUGAUUUUUUUGAUGAUGCUUGCCUUUCGUCAAGUAAUGGUAUGGUAUCAGGGAAAACAAGUUAUUACUCCACUUCAUCUACCUAAAGUAAUAUCGGAUGCUUCAUUGCAUGAACGAUCUCAUAGUUUGUUUUGGGGAAGUUAUCGUCCCGGAAUUUAUUUUGGUAUGAAACAUAGAAGCCCCAAAUCUCUUUUGUUUGGAGUUAUGUGGACAAUCCAAGAUCCAGAAAAUUUUGUCUACCGCCACUCAUGUGAUCAAUUUGAUGGCGUUCUAAGCUACAACUGGUUGGAACACGAUGGUCGUACUUUUGGAACACAGCAGAUAGUGGAUAUCCAUCAUAUUAUCACGAUAUCUUUUGUAAAACCGUCUUCUGACUACAUGGGCGGUGACUGGACAGUAAGAAUUUCGGCAGUUGCGCGGAAUCGUACUUCUGUGGAAUAUCCAUUGUCGGUAAUUGUCUACUUCUAUUAUCCUGGUGAUAAAAAUGACUUCUUCAUCGAACCAGUCAUUUCGAAUAAGAAAAUUACUGGAUUGCAAGGUAGUUCAAUGGAGUUGAGUGAUUUUCAUGUUUUGUUUCAUCCUACUCCUCAUAAAUUACAAGAGAGUUCUCUCGUAGCUUAUAUACCUAGAGAAGAUACAAUUAAAGAGACAAUGUUAUCUGGUUUAGGAGUUAGAAGAGAUAAGAAUUUCUUGGCAUUAACAGGUGUCACAAAGAAUCAUGAUAAAAAUCAACCUCCAAAUGCAUGGUUUUAUGAAAUAAGUACAAGACCCAAUGAAAAUAAUCAACCAAUUCUGGAUGUCGAAUUCUUUCGAUCAAAAAGUUCAUUUGAAGGUUUUCAUGGGAACAGUUUUUCUGAAGAGUUAUCUAAACAGUCUAUAAGUUUCCAUAAACAAUUUGUUGAAAGAUUCAGUGUGGAUUUAACGAAGUUUUCUAAUAGACAGGUCAACUUAUCUAAAAUUUCAGUCAGCAAUUUACUGGGUGGUAUUGGUUUCUUUUACGGCACAUCGUUAGUUCGUUCAGCUAAUAUUGGACCGGAACCAGUAUCUAAUUGGGCUUCUAGUUUAUUUACUGCCACUCCAUCUCGCCCCAACUUUCCGCGUGGAUUUUUAUGGGAUGAGGGAUUUCAUGGUUUGAUAUUGGCCCGAUGGGAUCCAAAUCUUGCAAUGGAAACAGUCGGUUCAUGGCUUGAUCUUAUGAAUGCUAAUGGUUGGAUUCCACGUGAACAGAUUUUAGGUUGGGAGGCCAGGUCAAAGGUUCCAUCCGAAUUUGUUGUUCAGUCCUCUGAUGUUGCCAAUCCACCAUCUUUGAUUUUAACUGUUGAAGCUUUGUUAGAUCGUUUGCCUCGACUAACUGUUGCUGAAGCUAAUGAAUUUCGUCGUUGGUCUAUGUUAAUUCUUCCAAGGCUACAUGUUUGGUAUCAAUGGUUCAAUACUACUCAGAUUGGUCCUGUCCCUCUGUCAUAUCGCUGGCGCGGUCGCAAUCCAAAUGAAAUUCAUCAGCUGAAUCCUCUUACAUUGAGUUCUGGAUUAGAUGAUUUCCCUCGUGCCUCUCAUCCAACUGAUGAUGAACGUCACAUUGAUUUACGUUGUUGGAUGACUUUGUUUGCUCGUGUAAUGGCAAGAUUGGCUUCUGUUGUUACACAAUUUAUGCAGGCAGAUCAAAAUGCAAAUGGUCGAUCAAAGCUAGAGGAGACUCGUUCAUUGAUUGCUGAAUAUACUCGUUGGGCUGAUCUAUUAUCAGAUGAGAGUGAACUGGAUAGACUUCAUUGGUCAGAAAAACAGGGCCGCUAUGCUGAUUACGGUCUGCACACAGACUUUGUUAGACUAGAGAUGCCUGAUAUACCUAAGGGAUCACAUGUUUCUAAUGAGCAGAUGAGAUUGGUACGAGUAACUGUGAAAACACCAUCACUGCAGUUAGUGGACACCUCGUUUGGAUAUGUAAAUUUAUUCCCAUUUCUUUUGAAAGUUCUUUCUCCUACAUCACCACGAAUUCCUCGUUUGUUAGCUGACCUAAAUAAUAAGGAAUUGCUGUGGUCUGAGUUCGGCUUGCGUUCAAUCAAUCUUAAGUCUCCUUUUUAUCAUACACACAAUACCAAAGAUGACCCACCCUACUGGCGAGGUGCUAUAUGGAUAAAUAUAAAUUAUUUGGCCGUACAGGCACUACGUUAUUAUUCUCACCAUUCACGUACACCUGUACCUGUCGCUGCAGAAGCUAAACGGUUGGCUGAACAACUGACGCAAAAUUUAGCACGUACCGUAUUAGGUGGACUUGAACGAACAGGUCAUUUAUGGGAACAGUAUAACGAUCAGACUGGAAAUGGUCAACGUGGUCAUCCGUUUUCAGGAUGGACAAGUUUAAUUAGUUUAAUAAUUAGUGAUAGUUCUUAACUUGCUUGUACAUUGUUUUUAUCAUUUAUAUGCCGUGACUUUAUGUUGUAUAUCCUUUCCUUUUUUACGUAUUUUGUCUUUAUGUUGUUAUAUUUUUGACCUGAUGAAUAAAUUUUGGUGGAAUAAUAAGAAGUAUCUGAAUGG
This is a messenger RNA of Schistosoma margrebowiei, 5695 nucleotides long. NCBI's taxonomy places the organism in Eukaryota, Metazoa, Platyhelminthes, Trematoda, Strigeidida, Schistosomatidae. The record is from the annotation of a GenBank genome assembly.